This is a messenger RNA of Fundulus heteroclitus (mummichog), 6540 nucleotides long. RefSeq names its product potassium voltage-gated channel subfamily H member 2-like. Gene Ontology annotation, biological process: regulation of ventricular cardiac muscle cell membrane repolarization; membrane repolarization during action potential; potassium ion transmembrane transport. Gene Ontology annotation, cellular component: membrane. The coding region runs from base 152 to 2437 and encodes 761 amino acids. The transcript has 15 exons. NCBI's taxonomy places the organism in Eukaryota, Metazoa, Chordata, Actinopteri, Cyprinodontiformes, Fundulidae. The record is from RefSeq and is a predicted model, not a curated record. Gene Ontology annotation, molecular function: inward rectifier potassium channel activity.
GGACUGGCUCAUUCUGCUGCUGGUCAUCUACACUGCCAUCCUGACUCCCUACUCAGCUGCCUUCCUCCUCAAUGACCAGGAAGAGGUAGCCAAGCAGAACUGCGGUUACUCCUGCUCUCCCCUCAAUGUGGUGGACCUCAUAGUAGACAUCAUGUUCAUCAUUGACAUCCUCAUCAACUUCAGGACAACAUAUGUGAACUCUAAUGAUGAAGUGGUGAGCCAUCCGGUGCGCAUCGCCGUCCACUAUUUCAAAGGCUGGUUCCUCAUCGACAUGGUUGCUGCUAUUCCCUUUGACCUGCUCAUCUACCGCAACGGAGAGGAGACCACCACCCUGAUAGGCCUGCUGAAAACUGCUCGUCUCCUGCGAUUGGUUCGUGUUGCCAGAAAGUUGGACCGCUACUCAGAAUACGGCGCUGCUGUCCUCUUCCUUCUCAUGUGUACCUUCGCCCUCAUCGCUCACUGGCUGGCCUGCAUCUGGUAUGCAAUUGGUAAUGUAGAGAGGAACGGUUCAAUAGGCUGGCUCCACACCCUGGGGGACCAGUUGGGAAAGCACUUCAAUGAUUCUAUCCCAGGUUCAGGACCUUCAAUCAAAGACAAGUAUGUCACAGCUCUAUACUUCACAUUCAGCAGUCUGACCAGUGUGGGUUUUGGAAAUGUGUCGCCUAACACUAACUCUGAGAAGAUCUUCUCCAUCUGUGUCAUGCUCAUCGGAUCCCUGAUGUACGCCAGCAUCUUCGGCAACGUGUCAGCCAUCAUCCAGCGGCUCUACUCAGGGACGGCCCGCUACCACACCCAGAUGCUGAGAGUCAGGGAGUUCAUCCGCUUCCACCAGAUCCCCAACCCUCUCAGGCAGAGGCUGGAGGAGUACUUUCAGCACGCCUGGUCCUACACCAAUGGCAUCGACAUGAACGCAGUACUCAAAGGGUUCCCCGAGUGUCUCCAGGCAGACAUCUGCCUCCACCUGAACCGAACACUGCUGCAGAACUGUAAGGCCUUUAAAGGCUCCACCAAGGGCUGUCUCAGGGCGCUGGCCAUGAAGUUCAAAACCACCCAUGCACCCCCUGGUGACACGCUGGUCCAUGCCGGGGACGUCCUCACUGCUCUCUACUUCAUAUCCAGGGGAUCCAUAGAGAUCCUGAGAGGAGACGUAGUCGUGGCUAUCUUGGGGAAGAAUGACAUAUUUGGCGAACCCAUCAACCUGUACCCCCGCCCGGGUAAAUCCAAUGCUGAUGUAAGAGCGCUGACCUACUGUGACCUCCAUAAAAUUUUAAGAGAAGACAUCCUGGAGGUGCUGGAUAUGUAUCCGGAGUUUGCAGAACAUUUCUGGAACAACUUGGAAAUCACCUUCAACCUCAGAGAUACCAACAUGAUCCCAGGCUCUCCAAGCAGCGAUGACUCUACUGGUGGGGGGUUCAACAAAUUACGGAGGCGGAAGUUGUCGUUUCGAAGACGUACAGAGAAAGAUGACGCAGAUGCUGGAGAAUAUAAAAAAUCUCAUAAAUCUUCAAGGCGAAGACAGAGGGAAACAGCCAACAACCAAAACGAGAAGGAGGAAGCAACCAAAAGACGGUGGGGGGGACAUCGAAGCUCAGUGUCUUCCCACUCCAGUGGCGACGAGGGGGAGGAGUCUGUUGUGACUGGCCUCGCUCCACCACCUGCGUUGCUGGAACCCCCCAAAGCUCAAGCUGCGCCCAGGAACUUUAGUGAGAGCACAGAGGCUGAGGGAGACCCCAAGACUGGGAACACCUGUAAUGCCCUUUCAGGUGCUUUCUCAGGGGUUUCCAACAUCUUUAGCUUUUGGGGAGAGAGUCGAGGAGGUGGCCAGUACCAGGAGGUCCCGAGCUGCAGCCUGGCCUCCCCCCCGCCUCUCAAUACUCCACUGCACAGCCUGAGCCGUCAGCAGCGCAGCCAGCUGGACACACGACUCGACCUGCUGCAGAAACAACUCAACAGGUUGGAGAGUCGCAUGUCAGCAGACAUCGGUGUGAUCAUGCAGCUCCUGCAGAGACAGAUGGCCCUGGUUCCUCCUGCUUACAGCGCUGUUUCAUCACCUCCUCAGAUUUUGGACUCCCAGAACUUUGAAGAGUUCCCAGCUAAGUCAAUUGAUUCUAUUCAACCUCAGGACCCCUCUCUGAUCACCAUUAACCAGGAUCAUCCUGAAUCCUCUGAACAUGGCAGUCAGGGGAAGCAUCUGAAGCUGGAGCUCGGACUUGGCAGUAGGGCUGGAGUCAUUGCUGCGGGGAGUGUGACGGAUGCGGGAAAAAUUUUAGGAGCAGAAUUGGACUUUGCGUCACAGGGACAGAUGAAACCAGCUGCUGGGACGGAGGUAUCACCUAUGGACCCUGAGACCCAAAGAAGGCUCUCACUUCAAGAAUCACAGAUAUCACUGGAUUCACGGACACCACAGAGACACAGCUCUGACCCAGGAGGAAGCUAAGGAAAACUGGGAGAGGAAGGGGAGAAGAGAUGUGUCAGUUGUUCCAUACGGCAAAUAACAGAUCAGCAGACACCAACUGGAUCUACUACCUAAUCCCUUUUGAGCACUGACCAUUACCCUGUUUGGACAGAGUAAAGCCAUGUUGAAGGUCAAGAAAAGGGUUGAACCUCUCCCUCUGCCUCAGUCUUUGUUUUUAAGUCCCCUCUCAAGAGACAUCUUGACCGUCCUGAGCUUCAAAGCGGUACAACCUUUAACCAAAACCAUAAGCUGAACAGAGACACUGUCUCUAAUCCUGAUCAGUCCAGUCUGGGCCUCUCAGUCAGCUGCUAAGGAUAACGCUUCUUCUCACUCAUUUUAAACAAAUGACUAACUUAUAGAAGAAUCCCUUUACUGCUGUGUCCAGUGUUGGAUGACUGAAGAGAACAAGACAACAUUGGACAAAAUAAUGACAAAAAAGUAGCCAUUUUACGUCUUGCACUGAAAACCUUGAUACAAUGAAUAUUCUUUCUAUAUUAUGUCCAAGGCGCUUCCGAUAAACUCUAAGACUGGUUGGUGAAUUGUAGUGUUAGCUGGCCUAACAGGAAUCCUUCUGUCCCGUUCUGUCAUCGGUUCCGUCCCCCUAAUGUCCUGCCCUAAGAGGUGGAGCUAUUGUUCUAAUUUAUACGCUACCGAAAAGAACUCUGGAUUGGCUGAUCCGCACCUCAGGGGGUGGGAACUGAAGGGUUACAAGCCAUGAAUUUCCUUGAGACACAUAUCAGCUGCCCUAUCAUAAAUGUUGUACACAUUUGCUAGAGAGCUGAACACACAUGGCUUGCUUGGGUAGUGUCAGUAACAGGUAAACUUGCAAACUUACGAGAUUUGCUUGAGAUCACUACACAUAGAACAGCUCUUUAACAACUUCAACAAGCAGGCCCCAACUCCAUGAGUUCCUGUAUGAACUGUGGCCUUACAGGGAAUCUAAAAAGUCACUUGAUCAUCAGCCUCUGUGAAGUGACAAGGUCAGCAGUGACUUCUAACACCCAGUUAAGGCUCAUGCGUAGAGGAAUUCUAGUUUAUCAUUGUUGAAUUUGCUACCUCAGAUUUUAUUAGUCCUUACUUUGUUUUCACCCCAAGCACGCACCCUGAAUGCAUUUACCUUGUACAUAUGAGCUUGUCAUGUGAUACGUAAGUAUACGAGUUUGCCAGUUUACAAUGACCAGCCGAAUGCGCCAUUAUUCAAUGUACAGUACAUUAUGCAAACACUGGCUAGAAAAAAUGAGUGUGUGUGGCGUACUACUUUGUGUGGGAUAGGAUCCGGUCGGAGGCUUUAUGUGUCUGUCUGCCUCUGUUUCUGUAUCUAUCAGAGUUAGACGUGUUUGCUUGAACACAUGGUAGGGGCUCACUGGAUUCUCUUACUAUGAUUUUUCCUCCAAGACAAAGACAGAUGAAUGAUGCCUUGUUGAAAGAGACAGAUGGAAGGUUUGGUGUGUAAUACGCAAACCCAUUACAAUAUUGCUUUACAGAAAACAUGGUCCUGUUACAGUUGUUAAAAAAAACCCUGUAAGAAUUGAUACUUUAGCACCAUUUUACAUUACAAGGGGAAAUAGAGUUCUGCUGAGAGGUAUGGUCAACAUCUGCCCACUGCAUUUAUCUCUUAGUUCCCUCAUUUGUCAUCUCUAGAGACAAAUUAGUUUAUUUUGGAACCUAAAGUUAGUUUGUUCAAUUAGGGCUGAGGGAACAGCAGGAAUGUCACAAGACACCCAGAACACAAGACACUACAAGAUGUUGGGCAUGCACCAACUUUUAUAUAGAGAGUAAGAGUUUUAUAAAUCGCAAGCUGUGUUUUAAAGAAUCUGUAGUUGGUGUAAAAUAGUCCCUGCUUGACAUGUCCUGAUAUUGCAAUUUUAUGCUAGCCUCUUCUAAGGUUCUUUAAAUCCUAGAAAGCCAUGAAAAUGAUGCCCUUUUUAUGUUUUCUCAAACAGUCGAUGUUUCAUAGAAUUCAAACUGGGUUUAAAAAAAAACUAUUUUCAAAAAGGUGAUCAAAUGCAAUCCAGAAUCAUUAAAAACUGGAAAAUAGCCCUACAGUUUAGCUCUAAGGCCAUGUUUACAUGACAAAGAUCUGUUGAAAACAGGAUUGUUGGUCCAUGUCUGUUGACACAUCUACAUGGCAAUGUUUUAAUUACAAUCUCUGUGCACACAAUACUAGUCGAAACAUUUACAAUUAAGUAGUUGCCCUGUCAUGCCACUUGUAGGUGGUUGUUUGAAACUCAACAACAUGUGGAUGCAUACAAUACUCCCUGCUUAAAAAGGUACCACCACUGAGUCUUUCUCUUUGCGAGGGUGCCGCAAGGAGUUAGGAGUUCAUCCUGUCACUGGUAGGUUGCAUGUUUGAACCCCUGCUCUGACUGUCUCAGUCGUUGUGCCUGUGGGAAAGACACUUUACCUGCUUUGUGUGUUGCUGGUGGCUCCGAUUGUAUGCUAACCCCGUUUCUGUCAGUCAGCCCCAGGUGUGUGACUGGAUGAAUGACUGAAUGUAGUGUAAAGUACUUUGGGGUUGGGGUCCUCAGGGCUUGAUAAAGCACUACAUAAGUACAGGCCAUUUACCAUUCUGCACAUGUGCCAGGGCUUCCACAAAAAAGCAGUUUUUCUUUUAAGUGUACACAACAGAGUGCGGAAUGUUUUCAGAGCUUUACAUUGUUUUGCCCAUUGUCAAAUCGUAACUUUCUUAGUGCAAACAAGCGCUGUUGUGGUGUCAACAACCAGCAGAAACGCAACAGAACCUUUCUGUUUUCACCAAAUAUCAUUGUGGUUUAAAUGUGACUUAAUGGCAACCUUGGAAGUUGAUGCUAAAUUUAACACGUUAGUGGCUAACAGUAAACCAGUCGCUAUAAUAAUAUAGUUCUUCCAAAUAAUUUGUAUUUUGUACCCAGAAUACUGUCACAUAAACAACCUAAAAGUGGUAGAAGCAAGCAUUGUCAGCUAGCCUGACAAGAACUCUCUUGAUUAACAAAGUAGGGUGACUGAAGGUCUACUCCCUUUCUUUCUUCAAAAAAAGUGCACAGAUAUAGAUACAACUGGGUAUUAAUCUUAAAGCACUAACCUUAAUACCCAGGGUUUGUAAUAAGAUCUUAAACUCACUGCACCAAUCAAAGCCAUCUGGGGAAAGUACCUGGAUAUACAAACUUUACUUUGAUGAGAAAUAUUUGGGCAUUUUCACAUUGUGAGAUCGAGCUUAAGAAACACUUUUUGAUAACCUUUUAAAAACCCAACAUGUUUGCAUUAAACCAUUAUUUACAUAGAAGUAUGUGGUAUUUACAAUAUAAACCACCCGAUUGUUAGAGACUAUAACAGUCAUCUUCCUAUAUGAUAAACUUUCCUUGUAAAGUUUAUCUGGCCAAAGUCAUUAUUUGAUGCAAGAAAAAGAUCAUUGCAUUUGACCAACUGUCAUAUUGCUGAUUUUUACAUUGCAUUACUUUUGUGAUGCUAUUUCUUUGGUCGACUACAUCAAACAUGUUCUGUUUUAAAGUUCUGUGCAUCACAUGGGAAGCCAAUUGUCAUGGACUCCAUCCAACCACCACUUUUGCAUGUGUAUCUUUAUGGUUUGCAAACAUGACACCGCUUUACAGCACUUGCAUGAAUUACUUUGACAUUCUGGCGCUAUAGGUGUUUACAUUGGCCUAAUCUGAAAAUUCAUUAACAUUAGCUUGUGGUAUGAGCUAAUUUCUACUUAAACGAAAUAAAGAGAGUUACUUACUGGAAGGAUAACCACUCAACAGAAACCCUCUAUAAACUAUAUUGUCCCUUUAAAGUGUUAUUUUAAACCCAUUAUAACCCCUUUCAAGUCUUCACAUAAGCAUUUGAUUAUUGUCUUUAAAAGUAACACAUAUACGUAAGUAUUCAGUGGUCAAAACAACAACACAAUGGUUCAGUGAUCAUCAUGACAAUUAUCUGUAGAACAUAUUAAACUGUGAGCUGAAAAACCCACAUUUGGCAUAUCAUUAUGACCCUUGACAAGUAUUGUAAAAAUGAAGAACUAUCAUAAGAGCAUCAGGCUUUGAACAUGAGGUAAUACAAGUAAUUUUCCCAGAUACUCAAAGGUGGGCAGAAACACAGGAAGUAAAACC